Messenger RNA from Aspergillus fischeri NRRL 181, 1185 nucleotides. Its product is annotated as putative GPI anchored cell wall protein. Bases 1 to 1185 code for a protein of 394 amino acids. The transcript is spliced from 2 exons. The record is from RefSeq and is a predicted model, not a curated record. NCBI's taxonomy places the organism in Eukaryota, Fungi, Ascomycota, Eurotiomycetes, Eurotiales, Aspergillaceae.
AUGAAGAACUUUGCCACUCUCGCGGCUCUCGCUGUCGGAGCCAAUGCUCUCGUCACCAGAGACAACACGUGCUGCUUCCAUCUGACCUCUUCUGGUGGUGCCUCUGGUCCCAUUGGCCAGCUUGAUGAUGGACAGAACCGUGUCUACGGCAACCUUCCUGAGGGCGAGUACUGCAUCAACUCCGAUGGCGGUAUCAUCGAUGGACACGGACGUGGAUGCAUCUUGACCCCACCUACCACCCAGUUCCAGUGUGAUGCUGGAGCCCAGCCCACCACCGGCUUCUCCGUCAACGCCCAGGGCCUGCUCACCUACAACGGAAAGACAGACUUUGUCGCCUGUGAGACUGGUCAGAAUGGAGGACUGAACGUCUACACCUCUCCCAACCCCAAUGAUGUGACUGGCUGCAAGAACAUUCAGCUGCAUGCCGACAACUGUGCCAACACUGGUGCCGGAUCCGGUGCCGGUGCCAGUUCUUCCGCAGUCUACAGCUCGGUCAUUUCUGUCACUCCAACAAGUUCCGCAGUGCAGGAGAGCACCCCUGCCGCCUCUCCUACUCCCGAGUCGAGCGCUCCGGGAUCUACCACCACUGUCAAGACAACCAUGACCACUACCUUUUGCCCUGAGUCAACCACCCCAGCUGGCUCCGGUUCUCAACCCUCUACUCCCGCUGGCUCUGGAUCUCAGCCUUCUCAUUCUGCCUCUGCCACCCAGUCUUCCAGCCCCAGCUGCCCGACCGAUCUCUCUGGACAGUACGAAUUCCCCCACCUGAUCAUCCCCGUCGACUCCUCUUCUCCCAACAAGGCUCCUGGUACCUCGUUCAACGGCACAGUCUCUUCCACCGUCUCGAGCAUCUUCAACUUUGACAUUCCUUCCUCGGACGCCGGCAAGACCUGCAGUCUCGUCUUCUUGUUCCCCAAGAAGGAGGACCUCGAGACCUCUUCUUACUCCUUCAGCGGCGACGGCAAGAUCGAUUUCGCCAUGCUGGAGUCUGCCGCUACUUCCCAGACCUCCUACAGCAAUGCUCCCAAGGUCAAGCAAGACUACGGCGUUACCACGGUCUCCCCUGGCAACUCCUACCUGAUUUCUACCUUCCAGUGCCCCGCUGGACAGGCAGUCGGCUUUGAGAUGAAGAACGCUGGUAGCACCAACCUCAACUUCUUCGAGGACUACAACCCCUCUCCGUAA